Messenger RNA from Silurus meridionalis, 3762 nucleotides. RefSeq names its product isoleucyl-tRNA synthetase 2, mitochondrial (gene iars2). The record is from RefSeq and is a predicted model, not a curated record. Lineage: Eukaryota; Metazoa; Chordata; Actinopteri; Siluriformes; Siluridae. Bases 125 to 3202 code for a protein of 1025 amino acids. The transcript has 24 exons. Gene Ontology annotation, molecular function: aminoacyl-tRNA deacylase activity; isoleucine-tRNA ligase activity; tRNA binding. Gene Ontology annotation, biological process: isoleucyl-tRNA aminoacylation. Gene Ontology annotation, cellular component: cytosol.
AAGCUUCCGGGUGGAAACAGCUGCUGACAGGCGACACGGUGUGCAGGUCACGUUGAACGCUAAUGUAACUGUAUUAAUUGAUAAGUGAAUUAAAGGGUAAAAAGAAGAGUUUUUACUUCCACACAUGUUUCUGUGCCGUGUUUCCGCUUUAGCAGGGCGGAGGUGGGGGCAGGCGGUGGGGUUGGGGCAGGGUCUUGGUGCGCGGAGAGUCGCCGUGUUCCGGGCCGCUCUCUCCUUUAGUUCCGCCGGGGACGCAGCGGCCGCCCCCGGGUCCGGAGCUCAGACACCCGCGGAGUACCGACACACCGUCCUGCUCCCCCGCACACACUUCCCCAUGAAGCUCAGCGGGCAGAAACUUCUGGAUGUCGAGCUACAGAUACAGCGGGACUGCGGGUUUGAGCAGCUCUACACGUGGCAAAGAGAGAGAAAAUCCAAGAAGGAGUUCUGUCUCCACGACGGGCCGCCCUAUGCCAACGGAGACGCCCAUGUCGGCCACGCCCUCAACAAGAUCCUGAAGGAUGUUCACAAUCGCUUUGAGAUGCUGCGAGGAAGGAAGGUGAGCUACGUCCCCGGCUGGGAUUGCCACGGUCUUCCCAUCGAGCUCAAAGCCCUGGGAGAACUCGACACCAAAGACCUGAGUCCUCUACAGAUCCGACAGAAAGCUCGGGAGUACGCGGAAUCCGCCAUCGCGAGGCAGCGUGCAGCGUUCCAGCGCUGGGGCAUCAUGGCCGACUGGGAGAACAGUUACUACACGUUUAACGGAACAUACGAGGCGGCGCAGCUCCGCGUCUUCCAGGAGAUGCACAGCAAGGGUUUGAUUUAUCAGGAUUAUAAACCCGUCUUCUGGUCUCCAUCAUCCAGGACAGCGUUAGCAGAAGCAGAGCUGGAGUAUAACCCCGAGCACGUGAGCACUGCAGUGUACGCUACGUUCCCUCUCAACACACUCCCACCUAAACUAACCACAAUGAUGGGGGAGUUGCAGGGUAAAGUGUGUGUGCUGGUGUGGACAACGCAACCAUGGACUAUUCCAGCCAACCAGGCAGUGUGUUUCAUGCCCAAAGCACAGUACUCUUUAGUGAAGAGAGGUGAUGAUGAACAGCUCCUCCUGGUGGCGACUGAGCGCAUUGCAAACCUCAGCAGUAUACUCGGCACUGAACUACAAAACCUGGCUACAUUCACGGGCUCUGAUCUGGACGGUGGAAUUUGCCGGCAUCCCACAAUUCCUGAAAAGGAAGUUCCCCUGUUGCCGGCUAAUCACGUGACUAUGGCUAAAGGAACCGGAUUGGUCCAUACGGCUCCUGCUCACGGCAUGGAGGACUACAGCGUGGCCUCUCACUUCAGCCUGCCCGUGGAGUGUAUAGUGGAUGAAGAGGGCAGGUUCACAGAGGCAGCCGGUGCUGAUCUGCAGGGUCUGAGUGUCCUGGAGGACGGAACAUCUACAGUGAUCUCGAUGCUCCGUACCGCUGGAGCUUUAAUUAAAGAGGAGCCGUGUGUACACAGUUACCCGUACGACUGGCGCAGUAAGAAGCCCGUGGUGAUCCGAGCUAGCAAGCAGUGGUUCAUCAACACGGCCAGCCUGAAGGACACGGCUAAGGAGGUGCUGCAGAAGGUGCGUGUGAUGCCAGAGUCGGCCCGGGCGAGUCUCCUGGCGAUGCUGGACAGAAGGACGUACUGGUGUAUAUCACGUCAGAGGAGCUGGGGAGUUCCCAUCCCUGUGUUCUACCACAAACACACUGGGGAACCUCUCAUCAACAAGUACACCGUGUCUCACAUCGCCAGUGUGUUUGCAGAGAAAGGAAGUGACAGCUGGUGGGUGGAGCCACUGGAAACACUACUUCCUCCUGACGUACUGAAGAAGAGUAAAGCCGGAGCUGUGACGGAUUACGUGCGGGGUGAGGACGUGUUGGACAUCUGGUUUGACAGUGGGACGUCCUGGGCUGCUGUGCUACAGGCGGGUGAGAAAGAUGCUGACACAGGAAAAAGGGGCUGGUUAAAAGUACAAGACGCAGACCCGAGGGCAGACGUGUACAUCGAGGGGAAGGAUCAGAUCGGAGGCUGGUUCCAGUCGUCUCUGCUGACCAGCGUGGCUGUGCGCAACAAAGCACCUUACAGGGCGUUAGUGGUCCAUGGAUUUGUGCUCAGUGAGAAAGGAGAGAAAAUGUCCAAGUCUCUGGGUAACGUUGUCGACCCCAACGUCGUCAUUAACGGAGGAACGGAUCUGGCAGUUUCUCCUCCGUACGGUGCAGAUGUUUUGAGGUGGUGGGUCGCAGAGUCUAACGUUUUCUCUGAGGUCCAGAUUGGACCCAAAGCACUGAACACAGCCAGAGAGAACAUCAACAAGCUGAGGAACACUCUGAGGUUCUUGCUGGGGAACCUAAAUGGUUUUGACCCUCGCAUUCAUGCUGUAGACUCCAAAGACAUGCACUACAUCGACCAGUACCUACUGCACCUGCUGCGAGACUUCAGCAUUAAGGUAACUGAUGCCUACAGUGAGUUUGACUGCGGCCGAGUGAUUCGUCUCCUGCAGGCCUUCAUCACCCGAGACCUGAGCAGCUUCUACUUCAGCAUCAUCAAAGACAGGCUGUACUGUGAUGGGGAGAACUCUCUGGGCAGGAGGUCAUGUCAGACUGUGCUGGAGGAGAUUUUGGAUGGCGUGACUCGCUCCAUCGCUCCGAUCCUCCCUCACCUGGCCGAGGAGGUGUACCAGCACGCGCCGGGGCACGAUGAAGGAGAGAGUGUGUUCCGGAGUGGAUGGAUUAAGAGCAGCUCUGUGUGGAGGAAACCCGGGUUGGAGGAAGCCGUAGAGGGGGCGUGCGCCAUCAGAGACUCCUUCCUGUCUUCCAUCCCAGGAUGCAACGCGGCAGAGUAUGACCUGACCAUCGCCAUUGAACCCGGGCUCUUCUUCGAGCUCGUGGAGUCCCUGCAGGAGGAACCGACCUCUACAUGUUCUCAGCUGACGGAGCUGAUGAUGGCGUCACGUAUCACCCUGACAGGCGUGCUGCCCCGAGACCUUCCCCACAACGCAGUCAUCAGUAAGGGGAGCUUCCUCAUCAAUCUGGAAGGUGGCGAGAUCCGUGAAGAAAGUGCGUACUCUGUAGCUGCCGUUCCCAUCUCUCUGUCCCGCUGCCCCCGGUGUCGACGCUACACCUCGGACACGCCCGACUGCCUGUGCCCGCGGUGCCAGACGGUCAUCGCCCAAUAAACCUCCUGCCUCUGCCCAGACACAGAAUGCACCUUCGAUUCCUGCUGCUUGAAGGCGUUACGAUGAGGCAGGCUUUCAGAGAAUAUGUGCAACAAAUGCGUCAAAGAAGCAUCUUGUUAUAUUAGUGCCCUCUAGGGGAGAGGAAUGAAACUGCACUUGAAAUAAAUGAAAAAAUUGAUCACGCCCACUCCAGGCUAAAGCAAGAUAUUUCAGUUGGUUUAAAGGUAUCGUUCUGAUUCGUUGUGGCUAUUGCGAGUGGGCGGAGCUUAAUGUCAGAUUCGGAGCUAUCCUCAAAAACUUCGCACUAAACUGGUAUUUAUUUCCCUGAAGCAUCACUUUCACGUGUUUGUUCGUACGUGUGUGUAUGAGGGGAGGAUUUAAGAGACUGUAGUAUAGAAUGAAAUAUGUUCCAAUGUUUUAUUUUUAUUUACAUUUAUAUGUAAAUCUGUGUGUUUGUGGGGAGAGAAAGUGACAUGAGUGCACCUGUAAAUGAAGAACUGCUUUCUACUGCUUUUCCUUGUGUACAAAUAAAAUAAAAGAACAAUAAUUAAGAAAAAUAA